This is a messenger RNA of Funneliformis caledonium, 1746 nucleotides long. The record is from the annotation of a GenBank genome assembly. NCBI's taxonomy places the organism in Eukaryota, Fungi, Glomeromycota, Glomeromycetes, Glomerales, Glomeraceae.
AUGUUAUCUUCAGAAGAAAAAAAAAAUGAUGUAUCAUCGCCAUUGGACAAUUUCAACGAUCCUUCUCGCUCGAAUCAAAGGGAUGAGUCACAUGACAGAACCUCGAAUUCCGCUGAACACGGCGUUGCUCAAUCCGAAAAACAAAAUCAUCUUCAAAGUCAACCUUCAGAUCAUCAAGACAAUGAUGUAACGCAAGAUCAAACAUCAGAGAAGCUCCAGAAAAUCCAAGAGUCGCCCGAAAACGGUGUAACUCGAGAUCAAGCACCAGAAAAUCAAGUACAACCAUCAGAGAUACCCCAGAUCAUCCAAGAGUCGCCCGAAAACGAUGUAACCCAAGAUCGACCAUCAGAAAACGGUGCAACUCAAGUUCAACCAUCAGAGAAACCCCAGAAAAUCCAAGAGUCGCCCGAAAACGGUGCAACCCAAGAUCGACCAUCAGAAAACGGUGCAAUUCAAGUUCAACCAUCAGAAAAGUUCCACAAAUCCCAAGGUUUGUCGCCCGAAAAUGAAUCUAUUCGAGCAUCAGAGAUACUCCAAAAAAUCCAAGAGUCGCCUGAAAACGGUGCAACUCAAGAUCAACCAUCCGAAAACGGUGCAACUCAAGAUCAACCAUCAGAAAACGCUGCAAUUCAAGUUCAACCAUCAGAAAAGUUCCAAGCUUUAUCGCCCGAAAAUGAAUCUACUCGAGCAUCAGAGAUACUCCAGAAAAUCCAAGAGUCGCCCGAAAACGGUGCAACUCUAGAUCAACCAUCAGAAAACGGUGCAAAUCAAGUUCAACCAUCAAAGAUACCCCAGAAAAUCCAAGAGCCGCCCGAAAACGGUGUAACUCAAGAUCAGCCAUCAGAAAACGGUGCAACUCAAGUUCAAGCAUCAGAGAAACCCCAGAAAAUCCAAGAGUCGCCCGAAAACGGUGUAACUCAAGCAUCAGAGAUACCCCAGAAAAUCCAAGAGUCGCCCGAAAACGGUGUAACACAAGAUCAACCAUCAGAAAACGAUACAACUCAAGUUCAAGCAUCAGAGAUUCUCCAAAAAAUCCAAGAGUCGCCUGAAAACGGUGCUACUCAAGAUCAACCAUCAGAAAAGUUCCACAAAUUCCAAGAUUUGUCGCCCGAAAAUGAAUCAACACAAGCAUCAGAGAAACUCCACAAAUUCCAAGAGUCCGAUGUUACUCAAGAUCAAGAAUUAGAGAAGCUACAUAAUUAUGAUUUCAGCGAUGAUCAAUCAGAAACGAUCGAAUUUUCAUCGUCCAGCACAGAAUCGACCGAUUCAACGAUCAAUUCUCGUGACGUAAAAUUCGUUGAUAAGUACUGGGAUGAUCUCAACCCUUCUGAAGUCAAGUUUAAAGAAACAGGCGGAUGGGCGACUGAAGGAUUGAGCGAUAAUGAUCAGAGCUUCGAUUUUCAAAAAGAACAACUUCUUUUCGGUGGAAAACUCAAGCACGAAUUUCCAGAAAACGAAAAUCAAAGGUCAAUCGUAAAAACUUUACGAGAUCAUGAAUUACCCGAUAAAUAUUUCGUCGAUGGUAUUUACGUGGGACCACUCGAAGAACUUCCGCCUUACGGAAAGCUUUGCUACCUGUCCGGAUACUAUACUGAACAAGUGGUGAACCACAUCACUAACGCGAUUAGCAUCAUCGAUUACACUACUGGAAUCCCAGUCGGGAGAUGGUUCCAUAGAUCCUUCUCACUAACAAGCUGGAUGGGACUUGAGGGUCGUGAUGUUUGCGAUCAAAGUGUAAUCGAGUAG